Messenger RNA from Suillus bovinus, 1122 nucleotides. RefSeq lists its product as uncharacterized. The record is from RefSeq and is a predicted model, not a curated record. Lineage: Eukaryota; Fungi; Basidiomycota; Agaricomycetes; Boletales; Suillaceae. The transcript is spliced from 5 exons. The coding region runs from base 1 to 1122 and encodes 373 amino acids.
AUGAAGAAGUCAAUACUUGCAGCUGUGAUUGAUCAAUGGUCGGUGGUGCCCCCAGUGGAGACCGCUGAUCUAUCUGGAAAAACAGUUCUUGUCGUCGGUGCCAAUGUAGGCAUUGGAUUCGAGGCAUCAAAACACUUUGCCCGUAUGCAACCAGCGCGGUUGAUAAUUGCCUGCCGUAACGAGGCCAAGGGGAAGGCCGCUUUGGCUGGUAUGUAUGAUCGUUUAAAAUUGAACGGAUACAAGGGAUGCGAGUUCUGGAUAGUCGACCUUGCAAACUUUGCAUCAGUGACCGCAUUUGCUGAUAAAUUCAAGAGGGAGGGUGGUGAUUUGCAUAUCCUAGUCAUGAACGCAGCAAUCCUGCAGCUCGUUUACCAGCCCACGGCUGAUGGCUGGGAGUCCCUGUUGGUCUAUUUCACUUUUUCUGCGCAUUGUUAUGGCUCAUAUCCGCCCUUCAGACUACAAGUCAAUUAUCUUGCAACGUCACUUCUUUCUUUGCUCCUCAUUCCGCAAUUAGUUGCUGCGGGGAGAAAGUCUUCAACACCUUCGCGGUUAGUAAUUGUGUCCAGUGAUCUCCACUACUGGGUCACACCCGCGAAAGAGGUCAAGGCUUCCACGACACCACUUGAAACGCUGAGCAACGAAGAGUGGUGUAUACCUGAACACAUGCGAUCCCGGCAUAAUGAAUCAAAGCUGUUGAAUAUUCUCUUCGUUCGCGCCUUGACGGACAGGUUGCAGUCUAUCACACCACUCAGCGCUGUGGCCGUGAACCCAGGAUACUGUUAUUCACAAUUACGGCGUGACUGGUACAAGAAACCGACCUUUUCAUCUGCCAGAAUAGCGGUCGCUUUCCAUGAAUGUCUCUUGGUGUGGACGGCCGAACAAGGUAGCCGUCAGCUUGUAUUUGCUGCGGUGGGCGGACGAGACAAUGAAGACAAUAUGAAAGCCGGAUACGUAAACCUUGGCCGCCUCAUAGAGGUCGCUGAUUUUGUGCUGAGCGACGAGGGUCGUAAAUUUCAGAACACUGUUUGGAAUGAGACUAUAGACAUUCUGAAUGGCGUUUCUGACAAGAUUGCUCCAAUAGUUCAAGGUUAUCUAGUAGUACCUAAUUCGUCCAUAAACUGA